UUCAAUUCCACCUCCGAAUAUUGCUGAGAAAUCAAUAUGGCUGAAGGUCGUGAUACUCAAGCUUUACUUGUCAACUUAGAUGAACAGCAUAUUCAGCAAGUUGAAUCUCAAAGCCAGGAUAAAACAUCGUCUGUCGAGGACGGUAGUCGGGUGGAAAAACUGACCAAGUUGCAAUUAGCAGAAUACAAGGAGGCCUUUAAUCUAUUCGAYAAGGAUCGCAAUGGCACAAUUUGUACCCAUGAACUCCGUAACGUCAUGCACGCUCUUGGCCAGUCACCAUCAGACCAGGAAAUCCAGGAUAUGAUAGCAUGCUCCGAUAAAGAUGGGAGUGGCAAUAUCGAUCUCAAUGAAUUCCUGCAUUUGAUGACCUCCAAGAAUAAACACAACUUGGACGAAAUUCGAAUAGCUUUCAAGGUGAUGGACAAGGAUGGCGAUGGGUUUAUUUCUUUCUCUGACCUGAAGAAAGCCAUGAAUGAAUGCCAUGAGAAUCUUUCUGAUGAUGAACUGAAGAAGAUGAUCAUUGAUGCUGACAUGGACGAGGAUGGUCGCGUAGGCUACACAGAAUUUGUUCAGUUUUUCCAGCGAGAAUACUAAAAUUGCUCAAUCACCUUGAAUAUUUGGUCGGAUCAAUCCACUAUUCUUGUAUUACUAAACAAUUCGAGUUGUAGUCAUUUCAUAAUUCAAUAAUACUGUUCUGUACGUAAUAUUAGAUUAAUACUCUAAAAUAACCCGGUAAAAAAAUUUUAAAAAAAUUGUGAAAAACUUACUUAACGUAACUACUAAAUAAUGCCAAAGUGUGCAAAUUAAAUCCAUGUAUUGCAUGUAAUUUAUUAUACUUGUAGACAUUCAUUACAUUUAGCACUAAUUCACUAAGUACCUUUUUAUUUUUUCCCCCUUUUUUUAUGUUUGUUCGUAUGCACUACUCUUGUUGUAAUCAUAAACGUUGUUUUCGCUAACGGUGUAACUAUUAUGCAAGGCAGCUGACGCAAACAGCCCCGAUUUUCCUUGCACGUUUUUAAAAUUGCAACAGCGUUUCCACAGCCCUUAUUUCUUCUGCGCAUGUUCAUGGAGCAUGCGCAGUAAGAAACUGACCGGCACUGGGAACCAGAUGGUUGCGCCUGGAUUUCCACAGAAAAACCCGAAGUAUACUUGUUUGCCUUGCGUGCAGUCCCUGGCGAAAACCACUCUUAAUUAUAUCAUGGAAUGGUGAAAGUACUAUUGAAAGUCGUAGUUUGUUUGAGUUCAGGGUAAAAGUUUUUUUAGUCUCAAACAGUGUACCAGAAACGUUAAAUCAAAUUUGACUGUUCUUCCGUUAAAGUUUAGGCAAUGCUCUAAUAUUUGCCUUUUAAAAAAUAAAAGUAAACAAUUUGUUUGCGA
Molecule: messenger RNA, 1377 nt
Organism: Actinia tenebrosa (Australian red waratah sea anemone)
Lineage: Eukaryota; Metazoa; Cnidaria; Anthozoa; Actiniaria; Actiniidae
Product: neo-calmodulin
Cellular component (GO): myosin II complex
Molecular function (GO): calcium ion binding
Source: RefSeq, a predicted model, not a curated record